This is a messenger RNA of Porites evermanni, 2247 nucleotides long. Lineage: Eukaryota; Metazoa; Cnidaria; Anthozoa; Scleractinia; Poritidae. The record is from the annotation of a GenBank genome assembly.
CUUUUUUUUUUUUUUUGCAGUACAAUCUCAAGUGACUGGAUCAAAGCGGAAAAGGAAUUGAAUGGAUUUGUUAUAGCAGAACAUGAAUUUCUUGGAGUUAAGCUCAAGACCUCAGUUAUCGCCAUCAAAAACUUAAAAUCGACAAAUAUUAAGUUCAGAAUUCUUAAUAAAAUCGAAUACGAGCCAUUUAUGGAGGAAAGCGAGAGGAGAGUUGCGGACAUCGUGCAAGUCUUUCCAAAGGAAUUCCUUUUUGAUCCCUCAGCAGAGCUUGUAUUAAAUCUUCCAAGUUGCGUGGCGUCUAAGUCAUGUGGACAGUUAGUCUGCCUUUACUGUUGUAAUGCGUUGGUGCGACAUGGAGUUAAACAGCUAAAAUGGAAGCCGCUGGACUCUUUCUCUUUUCACUUAAAUGAGAGCAGAACUGAAGCAAAAAUCAUUUGUAAGAAAAGUGGGCUCUACACAAUUAAGGUCACCCAACAUCCACAAGUUACCAAAAACCUGGAUAUUUACACGGAAUGCGAGGUUGCCCUUAGGGAGUUUCCAGGGAUUAAAAUCAAAUUUCCUGGUGGAUGUGUAGCUCGCAAAACUCCAGUAACAUUAGAAGCCAUUAGCAACAAAGACUUGUAUAAUGUACCAACUCCAUUACCAGUCUCCCCGAGAUCACUCGGCUCCUGGCGGCCGCCACAGCGCUGUAAACUGGAGGACCUGGACUCGACCGAUAUGGUUGACAUUACAUCCAGUCCUGUUGUUCUCAUUCGUCCUUCAAGACUCCGUUUUACGCGCCCUGUUCAAUUAACACUACCUCUACUUGGAGAAGAUUUUGAGGACUUCUUUUCCAGAGAAAAUACCAGGAUUGCUGUGCUUCAGAGUAAAGUAUUGGACGAAGAAACAGUUUUAUGGAAACAUCACUAUAGCACACCUGAGGUAAGGGUUUUAUUGUCAGUAUAGAUGCCCAGUAUAAGGAUGAAACAAGUUAUCAAAAAUUACGAUUUAUAAUAAGCUUAUUAAGGUUUUUAUAAAUAAAAGCAGCAAACACUGUAUCAUUUUGUGAUAACAAGCGGUGAUUAAAAAGAGCUAAACGGAGGGCCAAAAUAACUAUGUAGAAACUGUACAUGCCAAAGUUUGAAUAAAUCUCAGGACAGACCUUUGUCUUUUUCACGGUCCCUUUUACUCACAGGGGAAUUGGACUAAUGAACGUAGUUUUGAAAGUGUCUCUAUUUGUUAUAACUUUAUUCUCUUAAGAUUGAGACUUCUGAAGACGGCGUCAAAGUGGCUUCAUUCUUGAUUACAAGAGGAGGCCUUUACAAGCUUGUGCGAAGGAUAUCAAACCAGAACCCGCGACACGUCGAACAGAUUUCGGGUUGCAUUUCAAGAGAACUUUGUUACCAUGCCAACAACAACUUUGUCACCACCUCGUUACGAGGUCUCCUAACUGAAAUUGCGGAACCUGGAAAACAGUUUGUCUUAAGGAUUGCCCUGUUUGAUAGCUCUCAGCCUAAAAACGCUGACCCUUGCUUUAUCUCUGAAGUCUGCUCUCAACCGCUGUCCCUACCGCUUGGCAAAACACGAUUUCUUGUGCGAGGCAGCUUUGAGCCCGAUAGGGAUGCCACUGACCACACAGAAGAGCGUACCGUUAUGUUCACGGGCAAGACCACGUUUGUGGAUUUCUACUUGAAGUUGAGACUUAGUGAUCCAACCAAGCUCCCGGAUGUCAUUGGCAAAGUAUCGGUGCACGGAGCUGGAGAUGUGCAGUUCUACAUUAACCUACACAAACCGAUUCAGGUAUGCUUCCACCCUUCAAUUUCUUACUCCCUUGGAAAGACAUGAAUUCAAAAUUGAAGAGCUUGAUCACUCCAAAAUGACUGGUAUAUCUCAUAUCCCCUUUUUUCAAGUUUUCAACGAGCAAGGAAACGAUAGACACUAACUACAAUAACAUGAGAUAUGUUUGCAUAGUAAAUAAACAAAUCGACUUUUCACUGCAGCUGUUUAUUCAGUUUGUUCGGUAUUUUUAACUACGCCUUUUCUAAACUCACCGGCCAGACUUUCAGUUAUAUGCAUAUGGACUUCAACUUAUCACAGCCGAGCCACUUUUACUUUUUAUUCGUUUAUACUUUCUAGAUAAGGGAGCUGGAUAAUUUCAAAGACAAGUCCAGAAUUCGAGAGAAGAGGAGGAAACCCAAGCCCCUGAUAAAGGGACAAACGGUAGCCGAAUUUUCUUCUUUAAGAAAAAUGGCAGAACUCGGUGAGUGA